AUGGUCGGAAUUGCGUUUCUCGGGGCUGGAAUUUUCGCCAAAGAGGCCCAUCUUCCUGCGAUAGCCGAGCACCAAGCGAAUCUUCUUGCGGUGUAUUCGCGGUCAACUCGUUCAGCUGAAUCCUUGAAAUCUGCAGCCGACGCUCUCGGUAUUUCAGCCUCCCAAAUCGAUGUAUACUCCGACGAGGAAGAAGCCCAAGGACGAGGUUUAUCGGAUCUACUCGGUCGCAACGACAUCACGGCCUGCAUCGUUGUUCUGCCCAUUCUAGUGCAACCAACUGUUGUCCGACGCUGUCUGGGGGCAGGAAAGCAUGUACUGUGCGAAAAACCAAUUGCGAAAGACGUGGCAGCCGCCUCUCAGCUGAUCCUCGAAUACGAGAAGGAGUUUCAACCAAAAGGCUUGGUUUUCUCCAUCGCGGAGCAGUUCCGCUAUGACCGUGCCUUCACCCAUGUCCGGGACCUCGUUGCGGAGGGGAAGAUUGGAAGCCUAAAGCACGUUCACGCGCGGGUAUGGACGAACAUUCGCCCCGUUAGCAACAAAUGGUACGAAACGGAAUGGCGCAAGAAUCCCGAGUAUCAAGGAGGGUUCGUCCUCGAUGGUGGAGUGCAUUUCGUCGCUCUGAUCCGGUAUAUCUCGGGCCAAGAGAUCGUUAGUACUGCAAGUCUUGUGGCACAAACUCAUUCGCAUCUCCCACCUUUGGACACGGUGAAUGCGGCAUUACGGUUUGGGAAUGGGACGCUGGGCUCUUUGAGUAUCUGUUUCGCCUCCGCCAAGAACAAGUUUAAAUUUAUAUUUGUAGGUGACGACAAAGUUGUCACGGUGUCGGGGGCGGAUGGCGGAUGGCGAAUCGUUCUUGAGGAUGAAGAAGGCAAGGUUUUGAGUGAGGAGAUAAUCGAUGGACAAGGUGUAUCAGAAGAAAUCAAAGCUUUUCUCCAUGCUUCAUCCCUCGGAAAGGCAGAUUCGAAGGCUGGACCGAGGGAAGCCCUUGCUGAUCUUGCGGUGAUCGAAAGCAUUUGCUCUGGUGGAGGAGACGUCUCCGUUUGUCCUUGA
This is a messenger RNA of Aspergillus affinis, 1050 nucleotides long. RefSeq names its product Gfo/Idh/MocA family protein. Gene Ontology annotation, cellular component: cytoplasm. The record is from RefSeq and is a predicted model, not a curated record. Gene Ontology annotation, molecular function: nucleotide binding; oxidoreductase activity. Gene Ontology annotation, biological process: NADPH regeneration. Bases 1 to 1050 code for a protein of 349 amino acids. The transcript is spliced from 2 exons. NCBI's taxonomy places the organism in Eukaryota, Fungi, Ascomycota, Eurotiomycetes, Eurotiales, Aspergillaceae.